Nicotiana tabacum (common tobacco) is the source of this 643-nucleotide messenger RNA. Its product is annotated as mediator of RNA polymerase II transcription subunit 11. Gene Ontology annotation, molecular function: transcription coregulator activity. Gene Ontology annotation, biological process: regulation of transcription by RNA polymerase II. The record is from RefSeq and is a predicted model, not a curated record. Gene Ontology annotation, cellular component: mediator complex. NCBI's taxonomy places the organism in Eukaryota, Viridiplantae, Streptophyta, Magnoliopsida, Solanales, Solanaceae.
GUUAUGUUUACAAUUUUACAUUCAUAUUAAGCCAAAUAUUUACCCGAAAAAGAGAUUUCUAAGAUAAUCUCGACAAACGGCCUCUCUCAUAGGGAACAAAGAACUUGGCUGCUGUCUUGAAUCAAAGCUAGAGCUAUUCUCCAUAUACCUUGUCUUCCCCAGCCUCACAAACAAGCUCUACUCAGAACACCAUGGAUUCACAGAGCCAGAAUACUUCGUUGCAGCGGCUGCAAAAUGUUGAGAAGAGGAUAGUUAGAGUUCUGGAGCUAGCAGGAGGUGUAAUGGAUGAAAUGGCAAAUCCAAGCGGUCCGAGGAAGGAGCUUAUUAACAACCAUUGCAGUGAGUUUAUGCAACUAAUCAAGGACAUCCAGGUCACACUGCGCGAAGAAAUCAAAAGCGCAUGUGAAUAUCGUCCUUUUGAGAACUGUGACUAUGUACCAAGAAUAUCAAAUGAAAUCUGUUGCAAGAAACUAGAAUACGUUAUUUCUCAGUUUGAUGAUAUGAAGCGAACAAUUGAGGGGUAUCAUGCUGCAGCGUUAGACCAUAUGGCCCUAGAUUAGUAAUGUAGGAAUAUGUCCCUGUAAUGCUGGAUUUAUAUGUCCCUGUAAUGCUGGAUUUAUAUCUAUUCCACUUAAGUUCAUUA